Phytophthora sojae is the source of this 480-nucleotide messenger RNA. RefSeq lists its product as hypothetical. The transcript has 3 exons. NCBI's taxonomy places the organism in Eukaryota, Oomycota, Peronosporomycetes, Peronosporales, Peronosporaceae. The coding region runs from base 1 to 480 and encodes 159 amino acids. The record is from RefSeq and is a predicted model, not a curated record.
AUGAGGUUGCGACACUUCUGGAAGCCCGAGCUGCAGACGUUGUUCCUCGCGAAGAAGGACGGCAAGUGGCUGUCAGAUAGGGAUGAAGAUGUACGAGCUCUGAUGGAGAAUAAAACUUCGAAAGCGAUGGAGGAGGUUCUGGAUGAUAGCAACGUCAUGGACCCUCAACGCCCACUCAACGACUUCAACUUUCCUGAUAUUGAGGACGACUCAAGAGGAAGGUGGAAUGAGCGCCAUGUAGUCUUGGAGACUCCGUACAAUUGGUCCUGGCACAAGCGCACAAUCAAAAGAAGGCUUGCUACAGCCGAACAGCGUCGUACGGGUUCGUCGAGCUCCAAGUGCGAUAACGUCGUGCGAGGGCUGAGCAGCGGCGAGAAGCGGGCGAUUUUGUGGCGUGAAGCACCCUCGGCUGUGGGGAAGUGGAUCUCGUCAUAUUUCCCCUCGAAAGCGAAUUCACCGAAGAAGGCCCCCUGGCUUUAA